AGAGGUGAAUUGAUUAUUUUACGCUUAUAUGUUACUUUGGAAUAUAAACAGGAUUCAGGCUUCCAGGCAGUAAGGAAGCAACAUCUGUUUUGCUUGUCCUGUGCUGGGGCACCUGCAGGCAAGGAGGGGCUGCUUUUCCCUGACUGCUGUUAUUCUUCGUUGAAUUUCAGCCCGUUUUUCUGCUGAGCAGCCUUGUAAAGUGCAAAAUACACAGCCUUUCAAAAGACACAGCAUCCAGUUUCUGGGGGCUAUCACAAAUGUGUUAAUUAGUUUCAUUGUAAUUUGGCCAGUGUUGUAUACUUGCAGUGUACUGCUUUGCUUCAGGUAAUGUGGUAGGAAACUAAACCUGUGGCUGCAUGUCAAGGGACAAUGGGGACUUGGGAAUACUGGGGUGAGUAGGGUAUGGAAUUGAGGGCAGUUAUGGAGCAGGGGAUGUGUGAAGUCUUGGUUUUUUUGGCCUCAGGAUUUCUGCUUGUGUUGGUAUUUGUUUACCUGAAGGAUAGAGCUGUCUGGAGGUGGCAUGCAGGUUUGGUUAGCAGGGAGAGGUGGUGGCAGCACCACGAUGAUGGGAUCCAGAGGUUGCAGCUGAUAAAAGCUCAUCGCAGGUAAACUGGGUCUGAAGAGGUUUGUGUCCUGGCCUGAAUAUGAAUGUGAACCCCCAACCCAAAACAACAAACGCAAACAAAAACCAGCCAUAAGGCAAGGCUGGACUUGCUCAGGUUCGUUCUGCCAGCUGUCCCAGCGGACAUGGCAUGCAGUGAGCUGCUCUGAGCUGUGACCAGAAGUUCCUGGCUGCGGUGGAGUUAAUGAGUGUUUUUUUUUACGGGUUGUUUGGUCUAAUUGCUCUCAAUCACAAUGUCCUACAAAUAAGUACGAAACUCCUGGCAUGUCCAAAAUCGGAGGUGAAAAUGAACCUUUGCUGACAUGUCUGUGAGGAAGGCAACCAUCCUUGGGGUUUGGAAGGCUUCCCCCCAUUCCCUCACCUCUGUUAGCAGAGGCCUGGGCUAUGGCUGGGAGGCCUGGGGAGCUCCUGGACUUGGUGCGUUCACCAAGUGAGAUGGAGAUUCUUUCUGCUUUGCAGUCCCGUGAGGUAUGUCCUGUCUACGAAGUGCCAAAUGGCGAGGCUGCACCUGGUUAUGCUGUAGUGACAGUAGGUUAUUCAACAGUUCUGUGGUGUCACUAGAUACACCAAGCUGACAUAUUAACACGUGCACGUACUUGGAAUGUGUUAAUGCAAGUUAAAUUCCGGUCGAGCAGCGAGGGAGAACUUCACUUCUCCUCACGAGCAGUGCAAAAAAGGCAUAAAAAGAAAAACCCAAACUGAUCAAUCAGACUGAAGUCACAGCUUGUGCGUGUGAGAGCAGAAUGCAGAGCUGCUCCCCCAGGCUGUGCUCCGGCCCUGCCUGCACAGCUGUGCUCCUUCGGGUCGCCCUGCAGGCAGGACUGGCUCCCGCGGGUGGGUGGGGGCAGGGGCUGGGGGCGCUGAGCUGCGAGGCAGGGGGUUUGAUUAAUGAUCAAUUUCCUCGGGCAGCAACGAGUUACUGAUUCAGUGACCGUCGGUGGGAGGCUUCCCUGGAGGGUGAAGGAGGGAGCAGAGGAACGAUGGAAGGCAAUUCCACAGUUGGAUCCUUCACCCCUUUGCAGCAGUUCAGCGUUGCUGAUCUUGUGGUUGUAGUGACUUAUUUUUCCUUAAACCUUGCUGUGGGAAUAUGGUCUUCAUGCAGGGUGAACAGGAACACGGUCAGUGGUUAUUUCCUUGCUGGCAGAGACAUGGCGUGGUGGCCAAUCGGAGCCUCUCUGUUCGCCAGCAGUGAGGGCUCAGGGCUCUUUAUUGGACUGGCUGGGACUGGUGCUGCUGGGGGAAUCGCUGUCACCGGCUUUGAGUGGAACGCUACAUAUGCACUGCUGGCGCUGGCCUGGGUCUUCGUCCCAGUCUACAUCUCAUCUGGGAUCGUCACCAUGCCUGAGUACCUCCAGCGAAGGUUUGGAGGUGAGAGGAUCCGGAUGUACCUCUCUGGGCUGUCUCUCCUGCUGUCCAUCUUCACCAAAAUCUCUACUGACCUGUACUCAGGGGCUCUGUUUGUGCAAGUCUGCCUGGGCUGGGACCUCUACCUCUCCACCGUCCUGAUGCUGCUGGUGACAGGGCUCUACACCAUCGCAGGGGGGCUGGCGGCCGUCAUCUACACCGAUGCUCUGCAGACGCUCAUCAUGGUCCUCGGAGCCGUCAUGCUGGCAGUGAGAGCUUUUAAUGCGAUCGGAGGUUACUCCAACCUGGAAGAGGCCUAUCUAAAAGCUGUGCCAUCCAAGAUCGUUCCCAACACGACCUGCCACCUGCCCAGAGCGGAUGCCAUGCACCUCUUCCGAGACCCAAUCUCUGGAGAUCUGCCCUGGACAGGGAUGACGUUUGGGCUGUCCAUCAUGGCCACGUGGUACUGGUGCACCGACCAGGUCAUUGUGCAGCGGUCACUCUCUGCAAGGAGCCUGAGCCAUGCCAAGGCCGGCUCCAUCUUGGCCAGCUACCUGAAGAUGCUGCCCCUGUUUGUCAUCAUCAUGCCAGGCAUGAUCAGCAGGGUCCUAUUCCCAGGCCUAAUGAUGCAGCAGGAUGUAACGCUGGGCUCUGCUGGGCUCUGCUGCCCCAGCUCUGCUGGGGUGCACCAAGGGGUGUUCAAUGGGAUGCAGCACCCAGACACUGCUCUGCCCUUGGGAGCAUCCUCCAGCCUUACAGAUGCUGUGGCCUGCGUGGACCCUGAGGAGUGCACCCGUGUGUGUGGGGCUGCAGUGGGCUGCUCCAACAUCGCCUACCCCAAGCUGGUGGUGGAGCUGAUGCCCAGCGGGCUGCGGGGUCUGAUGAUUGCAGUGAUGAUGGCUGCGCUCAUGUCCUCCCUCACCUCCAUCUUCAACAGCAGCAGUACUCUCUUCACCAUGGACAUCUGGAGGAGGAUGAGGCCAAGGGCCAGUGAGCGCGAGCUGCUCACGGUGGGCAGGGUGGUGACGGUGCUGCUGGUGGCCCUCAGCGUGGUGUGGAUCCCCAUCCUGCAGAGCUCCGGCGGCGGGCAGCUCUACAUCUACAUCCAGGCUGUCACCAGCUACCUGGCUCCUCCUGUCGCUGCCGUCUUCAUCCUGGCCGUCUUCUGGCCCCGCGCUAACGAGCAGGGAGCCUUCUGGGGCCUGAUGGCAGGGCUGGUGCUGGGGCUGGCCAGGAUGGGGCUGGAGCUGGCACACCCCACUCCCCGCUGCGGGGUCCCAGACAGGCGGCCCUGGCUGCUGGCUGACCUGCACUACCUGCACUUCGCUGCGCUGCUGUGUGCCACCGUGGGGGCUGUCGUGGUGGGGGGCAGCCUGAUGACUCCCCCACCACCCUCGGACAGGCUGCGGAAUCACACGUGGUGGAGCCUUUCCCAGGAGCCUUCCCAGCACUUCAUGGAUGGCACAUCACAGAGAUGCCCGGAUGGCUCCUGCUCAGCUGCCCUGGGUAGCCGGCAGGCAACUGAAGGACUCCCAGCCCUGCGAGACACUACUGAGUCCCCUUUUUGGACCCGGAUCUGCAGCAUCAACGCCAUUGUCCUGCUGUGUAUCAAUAUUUUCUGCUAUGCUUACUUUGCCUAGCCCCCUGUCAGCCCCUAGGAAGAGAGGAAUAGUGGAGAAAUGGGGACUUAGGUGAUUAUUUUUGGUCAAGUUAGGGAUAACUUGGAAGCUUAAAGCCAUUGGUGCAGUGAGCUGUGUGUUCUUGGGGCUGCAGAUCUGACUGUGUCCUGAGGGACUGUGAGAGAGGGGGACAAUGGUGGGGACAGUGAACCUUUGGAGUGGGCACAGGGGAGGCUGAGGGGGGCAGAGCAGGUGAGGCACAGCCCCAUGAAGGCCAUGGCAUGGGUGGA
Meleagris gallopavo (turkey) is the source of this 3875-nucleotide messenger RNA. RefSeq names its product solute carrier family 5 member 10 (gene SLC5A10). Gene Ontology annotation, biological process: transmembrane transport. The record is from RefSeq and is a predicted model, not a curated record. Gene Ontology annotation, cellular component: plasma membrane. NCBI's taxonomy places the organism in Eukaryota, Metazoa, Chordata, Aves, Galliformes, Phasianidae. Gene Ontology annotation, molecular function: D-glucose:sodium symporter activity.